Ahaetulla prasina is the source of this 2666-nucleotide messenger RNA. RefSeq names its product intracisternal A particle-promoted polypeptide (gene IPP). Lineage: Eukaryota; Metazoa; Chordata; Lepidosauria; Squamata; Colubridae. The record is from RefSeq and is a predicted model, not a curated record. Gene Ontology annotation, molecular function: actin binding. The transcript is spliced from 9 exons. Bases 267 to 2021 code for a protein of 584 amino acids.
UUCGGCGCUAGGUGCGAAUUUUUGGCGGCGGCUGCUUUGCAUUUUUUUUGCAGCUGAGGAAUUUAUGGGUUUUUUGGAGGUGAGGAGGGGCUGCAAUUUGUUUUCGGCGCCGCCGCAGCUGCGAGAACGGAGAGUCUCUUUGGAUUUCUUUUUAAAGGCGGAAAAAUAAAAUGAAAUGUAAAACAACUCUCGCCCCCCUCAGAAGGUAGCACUGGAAGCUGAUGAGCAUCAAUCAUUCAGUUGCUCUGUGAUUUUGUCAAGCUAUCAUGGCUUGUGUGGCUUGCCCCAGCACAAGUGAGUUCCCUUUCUUGGCAGACAGGCAUGCUCGUCUUUUAUUAGCCCAGAUCAACAAGCUGAGAUGUGGGCAACACUUCUGUGAUGUACAGCUCCAGGUUGGUGAAGGUGCAUAUAAAGUCCAUCGGCUCGUUUUGGCUGCAAGUAGCUCUUAUUUUGCUGCUUUGUUUGCUGGAGGGAUGAAGGAAUCUUCAAAGGAUGUUGUGCAGAUCCUGGGUGUGGAUGCUAAUAUUUUCCAGAUCCUCCUGGAGUUUAUUUAUACAGGUAUUGUCAGCAUUAAUGAAAAUAAUGUCCAGGAGUUGAUUGUGGCAGCAGACAUGUUUCAGCUGUCAGAGGUGGUGGACCUUUGUUGUGAAUUUCUAAAGGGACAGAUUGAUCCUAUGAACUGCAUUGGACUCUUCCAGUUUGCUGAGCAAAUUGCCUGUCAUGACCUUCUAGAAUUCGCAGAGAAUUACAUCCAUGCCCACUUCCUGGAGGUUCACAAUGGAGAUGAAUUCUUGGCAUUGACAAAAGACCAGCUAAUUAAGAUAUUGCGAAGUGAAGACCUAAGCAUAGAAGAUGAGUACCAGGUUUUUAUGGCUGCCAUGCAAUGGAUUUUAAAAGACUCAGGGAAGAGAAAGAAACACGUUGUGGAAAUACUGGAUGCAGUGAGAUUUCCUUUAUUAUCUCCACAAAGACUUCUGAAGUACAUAGAAGGGAUUUCAGAUUUCAGUCUCCGAGUGGCUCUGCAUACUCUGUUGAAAGAAUAUUGUGAAGUUGGUCAGUCUCCCAAAGAAAAUAAGAUGAGUAGUUUUCUCCAGGCACCUAAGACACGUCCACGGAGAAAAGCUAGGAAGUACAUUUAUGCAAUAGGUGGUUAUACUCGGUUGCAGGGAGGUCGUUGGAGUGAUAGCAGAGCUCUCAGCUGCGUGGAGCGUUUCGACACUUUCAGUCAGUAUUGGACUACUGUGUCUUCCUUACACCAGGCUCGCAGUGGCCUGGGUGUUACAGUAGUUGGAGGAAUGGUCUAUGCUAUUGGAGGUGAAAAAGACUCUAUGAUUUUUGACUGUACUGAACGCUAUGAUCCUAUUACAAAACAAUGGGCAGCUGUAGCUUCGAUGAAUCAUCCUCGCUGUGGCCUUGGAGUAUGCACCUCAUAUGGGACUAUCUAUGCUUUGGGAGGUUGGGUUGGAGCAGAAAUUGGCACUUCUGUUGAACGUUUUGAUCCUGAAGAGAAUACUUGGGAAAUUGUGGGCAGCAUGGCUGUGCCACGUUACAAUUUUGGAUGUUGUGAAAUACGAGGUUUAAUCUAUGUUGUGGGAGGCAUUGGCAAUGAAGAAAUAGAACUAUGUUCUGUGGAAGUCUAUGACCCCCUGUCUAAGCGCUGGUCUACCCUUCCUGAAAUGGGCACCAGAAGGGCGUAUCUAGGAGUGGCUACUUUGAAUGACUGCAUCUACGCUGUUGGAGGGUGGAAUGAAAUUCAAGGUGCUCUUUCAACUGUUGAGAAAUACUCAUUUGAAGAGGAAAAAUGGACGGAAGUUGCUUCAAUGAAAGUCCCAAGAGCUGGAGUAUGUGUCAUAGCUGUGAAUGGCUUCCUUUAUGCCACAGGAGGCAGGACUGCCAGUUAUGAGGCAGCUGCUCCUGUAACUUCAGAUUCUGUGGAAGUGUAUAAUCCACAUGUGGAUACUUGGACUGAAACUUCUAACAUGAUCACCAGCCGCUGUGAAGGAGGUGUGGCAGUUCUUUGAAGUAGGGGUCUCCAACCUUAGUAACUUUAAGGCUUGUGGACUUCAACUCCCAGAGCUGGGAGUUGAAGUCCACAAACCUUAAAGUUACUAAGGUUGGAGACCCCUGCUUUGAAGAAUACCAUGCUUUAAAAAAAACAGCAAAAAUUGAAGUGAGAAUUUAAAUGCUGUAAAGAAACUGAAGAUUUGGGUAGCGGUUAAGAAAGUGUGUGCAGUUAAAAGAGGAAUUGAUUUUUAAAGCAUAUCCAGAAAUUUACAACAAUUGUUACUGAAACCGUUUAAAUCUUUAUGCUUGUCUGUGGAACAGUUUGUAGACAAUUCUGACAAUAGAAACUUCUUGGUUUUUAACAUCUGCCAUUGACAUUUGGAAAGUUUCUGUGGUUUAUCAUGUUAGGAAACUCAUUUGAAGCACAGAAAGUUAAAAUUGACAAAUUCAUUUCAAUAUUUAAUAGAUACUAUAAUUUUUCUAAAAUCAUUAUUUCUUUUAGACUUGUUAAAGGUCUCUCAUUUUGGGGAAAUAAGAGAUUGGCUAAUGUGACUCCGUGAUCUAGUUCACUUGUCAAACUAAUUCUUCCCAUUAGAUUUCACAGCUUACAGUAAUAUUUAUUUGCAUUUCUUCAGUUGCCCAAUCACAUGACUGGGUGAUGU